GAGUUCAACCUCGUUCGAGUCAGGUCCAAACAUGUCUAUAAUUUGCUCCAAUAUGUCACCAAUAGUCACACCACGCAUCUCAGCCCCGUUACAUGACCUGUCUCGACGAACACAACCCUACAAGCUCUUACUAAAACCCUACCUCUCCGUCACCACCGAGCCAGAAACCCUAGAAAUCAUGAACUCCGUAGACGAAUCAGACGUCGGAAUCUUCUGCUACAUUUCUCAGCUUCCCGGCUUUCGCGGUGUUCUGAAACAAAGGUAUUCUGAUUUCAUUGUAAAUGAAGUAGAUUUGGAUGGAAAUGUUGUUCACUUGACCUCAUUAGAUGCACCUCCUGAGGUUUUGGAGGAAAAGAAAACAGAUUUAUCUGAUCAAUUGAAUAAGAGUUAUGAUACUGAACUUGAAUUAUUUAGAUCUCUUGCUGGUGACACUGAUGCUGACCAUCUCAAAGCUUUUAUAGAUCAAAUUAGUUCCGAUGUUAAAGAUAGCGUCUCACCGCUCGUUCUUUCCCCAAAUUCUAAUAAAUCCCAUCGGACGGCCAUGCAUAAUUUUUUCAAGGAAAAAUUAAAAUUUCUUGUUACCGACACUGUAGAUGGACCUGAUGCCUCAUCCAAAUGCAUCCGGGUGUGGCUAAAUUCUUCAGGAGGGAAUAGUGGCAGUGGAAGAAACUCCAAGAAACGUAAAGACAGGGGUGAUAAGCCUUACGAUAAUAGAGGGGAUAAUUGGCCGGAGCAUCUUGGCAAGUUCCUUAGGUUUCAUCUUUACAAGGAGAACAAGGAUACACAGGAGGCAUUAGGGCUGAUUGGAAAGAUGCUUGGCCUACAGACAAGGUCAUUUGGAUUUGCGGGUACAAAAGAUAAGCGCUCUGUAUCUACUCAAAGGGUAACUGUUUUUAAGCAGCAUGCAAGUAGAUUAGCUGCUCUUAAUGAAAGAUUGAUUGGUAUCAAAGUUGGUGACUUUUGCCAUGUCAAAGAAGGACUUCUUCUUGGACAACUCUAUGGAAAUCGUUUUACUGUUACACUAAGAGGAGUUAUUGCAGAUUCUGAAGAGACAAUAAAAGCAUCUGCAGAUGCCUUAGGAAGACGUGGAUUUAUCAACUACUUUGGUUUACAACGAUUUGGAAGCGGUUCCGUACCAACACAUUCAAUUGGAGCUUCAUUACUUCGAGGAGAAUGGAAAACGGCUGUGAGCAUGAUUUUGGAUCCAAGAGAAGGAGAAAAGGAUGCCAUUAGGAGGGUACGGGAAUAUUACAAGGAAAGUGAUGAUAUUGAAGGGACCCUGAGGCAGUUGCCUUACCAUUUGGUUGCUGAAAGGGCAAUACUCCAGUGUUUGAAGAAAUGUCCUGGGAAUUACUUACAGGCUCUGAAAGCUAUACCUAGGACUCUUAGAAUGAUGUAUGUACAUGGUUACCAAAGCUACUUGUGGAACCAUGCGGCAAGUAUGAGAGUGAAAAAAUAUGGAAUUGACCAAGUUGUGUUGGGAGAUUUGGUAUACUGUAAAAGAACAUGUUCAGAAAAAGUAACAGUGGUCUCGAAUUCUGAAUGUGAAGACAGUAACUGUAAUGAUGUCCAACUUGAUGAAAUUUCAGAAACAGAUCUUCCUGAAGAAAGAAGUGAUUCAGUGAAGGCUGUAAGCGAAGAAGAUUUGGUUUCUGGAGAUUAUACAAUUGAUGAUGUUAUUCUUCCUUUGCCUGGUUCGAGGGCAAUUUAUCCAUUGAAUGAUAUUGGCAAAGUUUAUCAUGAUCUGGCGAAGAAGGAUUCUAUCUGCUUGACGGAGAGUGUACAUGGUGUCAAGGAGUUCUCAAUAACUGAUAUGACUGGAGGUUAUAGGCGAGUAUUUCAAAAACUGAAGGACUUUAAAUGGGAACUACACAAAUAUACGGAUGGAACUGUAUCACUGGCAGAGACAGAUUUGGACAUUAUUUCCAAGUCAAGACCUGCAAAUAUGAUCAGAGAAAAGGAUUCGGCCAAUGGAAAUGAAGAUAAAGAUGGAAAUGAAGACAAAGAUGCCCAGGAAGACCAGAUGGCUCUCAAAUUAAGCUUUAUUCUCCCAGCUUCUUGCUAUGCAACAAUGGCCGUAAGGGAGCUGCUGAAGACAUCAACUUCUGUUGCAUUUCAUAAAACAUUGAACAGCUAAGCUCGGUCCUUGGAUAAAUUUGAGUCCCAGACACCAUCUUUCUCGGAGGAAGUAGCAUUUGUUAGUUCAGAAGGAAAGUGGGGAAAUAAGAUGCAGGUUCAUUUCAGAUUUGUUAGAUCACUGAACAAUUGGGCAAAAAAGAUUUUGUAUCCUCCUGAACACUUGGGAUUUACCUUGUCUGAAUAUAUUGCAUCUUUAACUUGAUAGGUGCAUUUCAUAAAAUUUUGAAUUUCUGAGCUUUUUGCAUUUCGUGGAGAUUAAUGGAGUCGUCAUCAUGCAAGUGCCUUUUCGAGGGAAAAGGUAAUUGUGGAUUAAGGGAAGUUGGGCAAACAAGGUUAUAUCUUAUCCAGCACACUUGAUACUUCCCCUGUUGGAAUCUUUUGUAUUAUAACAUAUUUUUUUGAUCUAAAUUAUUCUAAUAUUAUGUUGAUACAUUUUGAUUUGGAAACUGUAACACAAGCCUAAACAUCCCCAGUGAGAUAGACUUUGUUUUACUCCAUACAGUCUAUGGUGCACAGACUGCACGAUUUUUGGUUUUAGUUUAAA
This is a messenger RNA of Cornus florida, 2683 nucleotides long. Its product is annotated as multisubstrate pseudouridine synthase 7. Gene Ontology annotation, biological process: pseudouridine synthesis. NCBI's taxonomy places the organism in Eukaryota, Viridiplantae, Streptophyta, Magnoliopsida, Cornales, Cornaceae. The record is from RefSeq and is a predicted model, not a curated record. Gene Ontology annotation, cellular component: nucleus. The transcript has 22 exons. Gene Ontology annotation, molecular function: pseudouridine synthase activity; RNA binding. Bases 32 to 2137 code for a protein of 701 amino acids.